AUGAUGGUCGGUAGUGGUGGCCGCUGGUUUGGCGAUGAACAUUCAGAGCACUAUUUCCUCUCUUCAAAGGCCUUUGAUUUCCUCAGGCUGCGGAACGGCCUCAGACAGCGGCCUUCCGUACCCAGGAAAGCAUCCGCGUUGGUUGAAAGCACCGCAUUGUUUCUGGAUGGCAGGAGCCAGCCACACCCCGUUUCCUCCUGCACCUUUGCCUCGGCGGACGUCCCAGGAAUGGAGCCGGCUCGCCUCUGGCUCUCCGUCCCCUUCUGCCUCAUGUAUGCGGUCUCUGUGCUGGGGAACGGGGCCCUGCUGUGCGCCACCUGCACAGAGCGCGGCCUCCACCGGCCCGUGUACGUGUUCCUCUCCAUGCUGGCCACGACUGACCUGCUGCCCUCCACCACCACUGUCCCAAAGACGCUGGUCUUCUGGUUCCAGGCCGGGGAGAUCUCCUUUGAGGCGUGCCUAGCUCAGAAGUUCCUCAUCCGUGCGAGCUCUGUCCCUGAGUCUGCCAUCCUGAUGGCCAUGGCCUUUGACCGGUACAUUGCCAUUUGUGACCCGUCGCGGUACACUGUUGAGCUAAGCACUUCUGUCAUCAGGAAAAUUGGAAUAACAGCGACAACCAGAAGCUUCUGCUUAGUUUUCCCUGCCACCUUUCUUGCCAAGCGCCUGACUUUCUGCCAACGCAGCACUCUUCCCCACACAUACUGUAAGCACAUGGGCAUUGCCCGAUUGGCUUGCUCAGACAUCACCACCGACAUCUGGUACGGCUUUGCGGUAGCCCUGCCGGCAAUAGGUCUCGACGCUUUGCUGGUUGCUGCAUCGAAUGCCCUGAUCCUCAGAGCCGUCUUCCGGGUCUCUUCUAAGGCGGCACGAAGGAAGGCUCUGGGCACCUGUGGCUCCCGUCUCCGCACCAUACUGAUGUUCUACACAGCUGCAUUUUUUUCAUUUUUCGCCCAUCGCUUUGGCCAUCAUAUUCCUGGCUAUAUUCACAUCCUUCUGGCCAACUUAUACGUCCUAAUUCCCCCCGUGCUGAAUCCCACUGUUUAUGGGGGCUACACUACUUUGUGA
This is a messenger RNA of Python bivittatus (Burmese python), 1065 nucleotides long. NCBI's taxonomy places the organism in Eukaryota, Metazoa, Chordata, Lepidosauria, Squamata, Pythonidae. The record is from RefSeq and is a predicted model, not a curated record.